Herpailurus yagouaroundi (jaguarundi) is the source of this 3499-nucleotide messenger RNA. It is a transcript of the gene BMAL2, whose product is annotated as basic helix-loop-helix ARNT like 2. Gene Ontology annotation, biological process: regulation of DNA-templated transcription. NCBI's taxonomy places the organism in Eukaryota, Metazoa, Chordata, Mammalia, Carnivora, Felidae. Gene Ontology annotation, cellular component: nucleus; cytoplasm; transcription regulator complex. Gene Ontology annotation, molecular function: protein dimerization activity; DNA-binding transcription factor activity. The transcript has 18 exons. The record is from RefSeq and is a predicted model, not a curated record. Bases 1010 to 2614 code for a protein of 534 amino acids.
AUGGAAGGUUGUCAAAUGAUCCCCAGAGGAUCCUGCUUCUGGAGUUACCCAACCGUUGCAGGAGCCAAAACAGCUUCCUCGGCGACCCCUCUCUGUCCUCGCACCCUUGUCUCUGGAAGCCCUUGCGUAGCCCUACUGUGUACCAGGGAAGUUUCUCUUCCAGCUCCUCCACGGGCCCCCAGGACCCCCACCUUGCAGCGAUCUCCGUUUAUCCUUUAUCUUUGCCCCCAAGGGAAACAACUCCGACCCUCCCAACACUCAGACUGUUUUAACCUGUUUUUAAAAGCCGGUUUCCAGAAAGGCUCCAGGUGCAGCCUCGCCGGCCUUUGUGCGCCUGGCCUGCCGCCGCAGGGGUCGGGGGCGGUGCCGCCGUGACUCCGCCCCGCGCCCGGCCCGGUUCUCCGGCUUUGGAGCCCCGCGCAGCCCAGACCCGCGGGCAGGCCAGUCCCAGGCCGCGUGCUCUGCAGUCCGCGGCCGCCGCGCUCCGAGCCCGCGCUGCUGCGCGCCCAGGCUGCAGAGCUCCCCCAGGGCCCUCGUCCCCGUUCCGGGGCCGGCGCAGGGCGGGCCCCGAGCUCUCUAUGCCGCCAGCCCCGGGGCUGCGGAGCCGGCCGGGUGGCUCCUGCGAUGGCGGCGGAAGGGGAGGCUGCGGCGAGAGAUAGAAUGCUGAUAGAAAAGAACGAGUGCAUUGCUCCCGUGGUUUCCAGUUAUGUGAGCCCAUGGACAAAACCAACAGCUAUCGGAUCCCUCAGCCCACAUGUGACAGAGCUCCCAAGAAAACGAAAAGGAAGUGAUUCAGACCCAUCCCAAAUCAUAAGCACCAUUGUUCUUUCUUAGGAUCCAAAUAAGAUUGUGGCUGUUGAAGUAGAGCAGUGAGCACUAGAGGAAUCAUGACAAAAAAAAAGAGGUGGAAAAGCUUUCUCAGUACCCUUUUACCUAUCUUCUUUCAACAAAGAAAUAAAUAUCAGCAACCAGUGGCAGCAGAAAGGAAGAUGGUGAACAACACGUACAAAUGAAGUCCUUCAGAGAAGCUCAUAGUCAAACUGAAAAGCGGAGGAGAGAUAAAAUGAAUAACCUGAUUGAAGAACUGUCUGCAAUGAUCCCUCAGUGCAAUCCCGUGGCACGUAGACUGGACAAACUUACGGUUUUAAGAAUGGCUGUCCAACACGUGAGAUCUUUAAAAGGUAUGACUAAUUCUUAUGCAGGAGAUAAUUAUAGACCUUCAUUUAUUCAGGAUAAUGAGCUCAGACACUUAAUCCUUAAGACUGCAGAAGGCUUCCUAUUUGUGGUUGGAUGUGAAAGAGGAAAAAUUCUCUUCGUUUCAAAAUCAGUCUCCAAAACACUUAAUUAUGAUCAGGCUAGCUUGACUGGACAAAGCUUAUUUGACUUCUUACAUCCAAAAGAUGUUGCCAAAGUAAAGGAGCAACUUUCUUCUGAUAUUUCACCAAGGGAGAAGCUGAUCGAUGCCAAAACUGAUUUGCAAGUUCGUAGUAAUUUCCACAGUGGAAGGAGUCACGUGUAUUCUGGCUUGAGACGAUCCUUUUUUUGUCGGAUAAGGCGUUGUAAAAUCUCUGUCAAAGAAGAGCAUGAAUGCUUAUCCACCUCAAAGAAAAAAGAUCAUAGAAAAUUCUGUACUAUCCAUUGCACUGGUUACUUGAGAAGCUGGCCUCCAAAUAUUGUUGGAAUGGAAGAAGAAAAGGACAGUAAGAAAGACAGUAGUAAUUUUACCUGCCUUGUUGCCAUUGGAAGGUUACAUCCAUAUAUUGUACCACAGAACAGUGGAGAGAUUAAAGUGAAACCAACUGAAUUUAUAACCCGGUUUGCAAUGAAUGGGAAGUUUGUCUAUGUGGACCAAAGGGCAACAGCAAUUUUAGGAUACCUGCCUCAGGAACUUUUGGGAACUUCUUGUUAUGAAUAUUUUCAUCAGGAUGACCAUAGUAAUUUGACUGACAAGCACAAAGCAGUUCUACAGAGUAAAGAGAAAAUCUUUACAGAUUCAUACAAGUUCAGAAAGAAAGAUGGCUCUUUUGUAACUUUAAAAAGCCAGUGGUUUAGUUUCACAAAUCCUUGGACCAAAGAACUGGAAUAUAUUGUGUCUGUCAACAAUUUAGUUUUGGGACAUAGUGAGGUUAGAGAAGCAUCGUUACUUCCUUGCAGCUCUCAAUUAUCAGAAGAAUCCUCAAAACCAUCUUAUAUUAAUGUACCUGGAAUGUCUACUGGAAUAGUACUUGGCCCUGGUAGUAUUGGAACAGAUCUUGUAAAUGAAGUCCUGGACUUACAAAGGUUACAGGCUUCUUCCUCCCUUGAGGACUCAAGGCCAGCAGAUUUAAUGAAAGAUUCUCACACUAUAAACUGCAGGAAAGUAAGUACGAUGUCAAAUAAGGAGCCGAUUCCACGAAAUCCUUCUGAAACAGGGGAGCCAGAGGCUCCAAGGCAAAACCACAGUGCUGUUCCUUCCCAUAGUCACGAGCCACUCCUUGGCCAAGGUGCCCAGCUGGAUUUUGAUGCCCUGUGUGACAAUGACGACACAGCCAUGGCUGCCUUCAUGAAUUACUUUGAAGCAGAAGGGGGCCUGGGAGACCCUGGGGACAUCAGUGAUAUCCACUGGACACUCUAGCAUUUGAUUUUCUAACUCUAAAAAUUAGGAAUGUGAUAAAGCAUUUCAUUUACAAAAAAAAAAAAACUGUACAAUCUUCUGCUCUGUAUUGAUACUGUUCUUAUCUUUUAUUCCUAUUAAUGGUCUACCAAUUUUUAUAGAUUUGCACCUUUCACAGCAGUAUGGGGGAAAUGUGAGGUUUCCCUUCACAAAGAAUGGCUCAGCGUUUCCUACAGACCCCUUGGCUCAGUGAAAUGGCUUAAAACCCACUAGUUGCUGUAUUUUUGCUAAAAUAUUUCUAACCAAGAAUAUCACAUACACCUUGUUUUGGUUUUGUUUUUAUUUUCUGAUGCAAUUUUUAAGUUUGGGGAAUUUAAUAUAUUGUGUCUAAGAUUCAUUUAUAAUUGAUUUAUAAUAGCAGAUUUAUGUAAAUUGGAACAUCACCACUUCCUGUGUAUUUCCUUAGUUGAGAAUAGGGCUUAAAUAUUUUAAGAAAACCGAGUACUUGAACAUGUAAGAAAUGAUAUAAUCGGUGCUCGUAAUUGUAAUGAAUACAGUAUUCAGUCGUUGUAGACUUGGAUACAGGGUAUUUAUGCUUAGUGAAGCACUUGAGAUAGACUUUAAGUGAGAUGAUUUAUUUAAAACUCAGGAGAAAAAAAAGAAAAGAAAAGCUGGGAGAGUUUCAGCUUUGCUUACAGAAGACCUUAGUCCUAGUUCUUGGUAAUUAACCUUUGCAUGUAAGAAUUACUGUUAACAUAACCAAUCAAGAUUUUCAUUAUAUCUAAAACCAGUUUUUGAUGCAGUAAAGGUGCUUAGUGAAGGAUUAGCCAUGGAGGAAAAAAACAAGCCCAGGCAGGAUAAAUGUCUUGUGUAAAGUCACAAUUAAAUUCGUAUUUUUGAAAUGUU